CCACGGACCGUGUGUCUCUGACGCCAUCUCUGCCUGUCGCAUCGUCCUGAAGUUCAGAUCCCGACGAACUUCACGUUUCGGUGGACAAUAUGUCUUCGUCCAGGGGCGAAGGGGAGCCUGCGGUGACCUCCGGGAUGGGAUCUGGGAAAGAUUCUACAAAACGGUCGUCUACGACCUCGAGGACGUGGUCCGACCACGCUAGGUUGAAAUGGUUUGCAACUGGUGCUGUGGGGAUGCAUCAAACCCAGCACAACAGCCGUGUGGUCCUGUGAUCUUCGUCAAAGCCAACAAGCAGCAUAGGGUGCUGGGGGCUGUCUUGCGGUGGGAGAAUACGAAAGGCAGUUGUCGACCGUUCUACAUAAAAAAUGUCUACGGUGCGAAGGGGAACAUUGUCRCCGGUGCCAAGGGGGCGAUUCUGGACAUGCGUCUGUUCGAGGGGUUCGGAGCGGGUGCUGCGAACACCCCGUUCUACAACAACCUCUGGCGGCAGGGCGGGUUUGUUUUGGGUCGAGAGUUAUUUGACUUGUUGGAGGACAAGGACAUCGCCCUCGACGUCCCUUGCGAAGUCGGCCCCGACUUGGAACUGUCAAUGCCUUUGCAGCCGUGCGGCGGUUGUGAGUCGAGCGAGGCAGCGGGGGAGGGGGGGGAUCUCGGUUCCGGGGAGGCUACACAGGUGCAGCGGGAGGAUGCCAGAGGCGUCGUUCACAUUAAAUGGAAAGACACGGGGGACAUGACAUCCAUCGCGCCGUUCGCCAAUGACCCUUUAGAGGCGGACAUCAGGGGCGCAGAGCUGAAGAAGGCAGUGGCUGCCACAAAGAGCCACACGUUCGUCCUCGAUCUAUGCGAGCUGGUUGCCCUCAAACUGUGGAAGCCCCAAGCAUGGGAGACUUUGAAUUCCUAUCUUCAGACGUGGUGUCCCUCGCAUUGGACUCUCGUUGUUUUCGUGCCGCGGCAGCACAACUUGCCGUUUCUCGCCAGCAUGCACCAUCUUUCUUUCGUCAAGCUGUUGGAAGGGAAGUGGGUGCGGAGAGUGCAAAAAAAAAAAAGCUUCCCCGUUGGGAACAAUUUGUACAUGGAGGAAGACCGCAUGUACAUCCUCUUCAAGGGUGACGAUCUGCGCGUCAACACGUCUGUGGUCUACGAGGGAAACCUGCCCACGGGUGCCGCUGCUGCGGUGCGAUUGCCUCAGAGGGUCACCCAGACUGAUGUGUCCGAGAUUCCUUUCACGCCUUGCGACUGGUCGCUGGUGGUGCCUGAACGACAGGGCAGCGUCUACGGGGAUAUGAAACGCAAUCCGACCCAAUUCGUCGGUCUUCUUGAUUUUCUUGGCAAGAAGGGAGAGGGUGUCGUGUUCCUUGGGAAACCGCACGCGCGAAGCGUCUGGGAGCUUCUGAAGGCCGGCCGGCACGUUGUCGCAAUGGAAAGGAACUCCGACCUCUUGCAAUUCACGAUGCAGGUGGUGAAAAGCGAGGUCAAUUUGGGUGGGCACAAUUAUGAGUUCAUGGUCGUGAGGCCAACACGGGAUAAGGUGUGGAGCAACAAGACGGAUAUGUGGUUCAAGUUGAGCAAGAGAAAGAGGAACAAGAUAUACGAUUUCUUGUUCCUUCAAACGCGUCCGAGGAGGGACACUGACGCCGAGUACAUCCGCCGGAAGGACCACAUGUUGGCACUGCUCGACAACUACCACUUCGCCUCCCGCAUGAACGCGAAAACGUUUAUCGAAAGGCUGCAGUCGCUGUACUUCGUGGAGUCCGAGGAGCAGUUGAAGUUAGCCAGUCACGCUUCCCUUAUCUCCACUGACGACGAGGAAGCCAUAGGUGUGGAGUUUGUCGCCAACGCGAAGGAGGAGGAGAGCGACACRGAGAGCAUCGACCUGCAGUACGAUCCGCCUCCGGCGGACCAUGGCCGAGGGUCCUCGUCGGACGGUCCAUCACCAAGCGCUGCAGCCCUCGUGUCACCAAUGGCCAAACYGGCGCCGGGCACCACGCCGAUGAAGUUGCUGGAGAGACUUAGAGCUCUGGCCGCCCCCCCGCCCGCUUUGCGUCCCGGGUCCGUUGUCCCGCCCGAUCAUCCGUSUUGGAAGGAUGACAACGUUCACUUCCUGCUUGAACCGCAACGUCAUUCACYUGAGCAGGACUGGUGCCAUGACAUGGUUUGGCAUCCGGGAGUCAUCCAGCCAGCGAUACGAAAUGGCGAGUGGGUCAUGGCCGUGGCGAUCUCGGGCGCGGGAUGGGUGUCAUUCCCACGCGAGUCGAAGUCCAACUUCCUGCACCUCACGAGGAUUUCGGUCCUCCAGAAAGUGAAGGUCGAAAAUGACACUUUAGCACCCGGCGACCUGUCCCUCAUUUCCACUGUCGGUCGACUGUUCGACGAGCUUCAGGACAAGUGCUGGUUGGAAUUGACGGACGACUACUACGAGCUCGACAUGAGUCCAUCGAAGGGCAUGGUGGACUGGAAAGUGCCCCCUCCCAGUGGACCGGACGGUGGUUCCGGGGGGGGGUCACCUGGAAGCGGAGGGGAUGGGGGUGGCGACGCAAGGGGUGGCAAAGGAAUCCCGCCUAUGGGGGAGAGAGGGUCUCACGGCCGCAACACGACACCGGGAGGCAGCGCCRGGGUUGCGGGUUUCGCCUUCGACCGGACUCCGACGGAGACGUCGUCUGAGCGGGAGCAACGGCCGCAAGGAUUGCAGCGGGAGGCUGCAAGUGCAGGGUCCGGCGACACAGAGACCAUGAAGUCCGCGGAGAUCCGAACUUCUUCGGGCGGGGUUUGUCGGCCAAGGAUUGUCGUGCCGUUGAGAGGGGCAGCGUGCACGGGGACGGAAGGGCGGUCCUCGAGAUUCGGCACGGGUACCGCGGAAGGGGACKAGUUUCGUGGGAGGGAAGUAGGGGAGAAAAUGGAGGAACAGAAGGGAGCGCAAGAAGGGGAGGAAGAAGGGGAGGAAGCGGGAGAAACGGAGCUAAUUGAUUUGUUUGAAGGAAGAGAGGGUGCCGGGUCUGGAGAAGACGAAGUGGAACACAGURAGGACGAUGCCGGAUCUGGAGAGUCGUCUGACGAGUUCGGAUAACUGUAUAGAGAGCAUCACGAGGAUGAUGUCGACGACGAUGCCACRACAAAAG
Molecule: messenger RNA, 3116 nt
Organism: Chara braunii
Lineage: Eukaryota; Viridiplantae; Streptophyta; Charophyceae; Charales; Characeae
Source: the annotation of a GenBank genome assembly